UUGACUCUGACUCUCUCUGUCUCUUCCUCUUCUCUCUUCUUCAUCCUCUCUCUCUCUCUUCUUCAUCCUCUCUCUCUCUCUUCUUCAUCCUCUCUCUCUCUCUUCUUCAUCCUCUCUCUCUCUCUCUUCAUCCUCUCUCUCUCUCUCUUCAUCCUCCUCUCUCUCUCUCUCUCUUCAUCUCUCUCUCCUCUCUCUCUUCAUCCUCUCUCUCUCUCUCUCUUCAUCCUCUCUCUCUCUCUUCCUCCUCUCUCUCUCUUCAUCCUCUCUCUCCUCUUCUCCUCUCUCAUCCUCUCUCUCUCUCUUCAUCCUCUCUCUCUCUCUUCAUCCUCUCUCUCUCUCUUCAUCCUCUCUCUCUCUCUUCAUCCUCUCUCUCUCUUCAUCCUCUCUCUCCAUCCUCUCUCUCUCUCUCCUCUCUCUCUCUCUUCAUCCUCUCUCUCUCUCUCUUCCCCCCCCUCUCUCGCUAGUUAUCUCACCCUGCUCUAUCUUUCUCUUGUUACCCCCCCCCCACUCGCUGCUCCCUCUCUAUUUCCCUAUCUAGUUCAUUUCUAUAAUGAGCACCCCCAUUUGUUUGUGGGCCUUGCUGCCUCAUCACUGUUCACCCCCUUUAUUUGUGGGCCUUGCUGCCUCAUCACUGUUCACCCCCUUUAUUUGUGGGCCUUGCUGCCUCAUCACUGUUCACCCCCUUUAUUUGUGGGCCUUGCUGCCUCAUCACUGUUCACCCCCUUUAUUUGUGGGCCUUGCUGCCUCAUCACUGUUCACCCCCUUUAUUUGUGGGCCUUGCUGCCUCAUCACUGUUCACCCCCUUUAUUUGUGGGCCUUGCUGCCUCAUCACUGUUCACCCCUUUAUUUGUGGGCCUUGCUGCCUCAUCACUGUUCACCCCUUUAUUUGUGGGCCUUUGCCUCAUCACUGUUCAUCCCUUUAUUUGUGUUCACCCCCCCCUUAUUUGUGGGCCUUGCUGCCUCAUCACUGUUCACCCCCUUUAUUUGUGGGCCUUGCUGCCUCAUCACUGUUCACCCCCUUUAUUUGUGGGCCUUGCUGCCUCAUCACAAUGUGCAAAGUCUGCUAGUUUCUUGCUUACAGAAAUUUUUUUCUUUCUUUUAACUCUUUCAACCCGAUUUUUAGCACAUCUCCCCAAAUACAUAUUUUUUGUUUCCAGUUCUGUCUGUCUCUGUCUCUUUCUGUCUCUGUCUCUUUCUGUCUCUGUCUCUUUCUGUCUCUGUCUCUUUCUGUCUCUUUCUCUUUCUGUCUCUUUCUCUUUCUGUCUCUUUCUCUUUCUGUCUCUUUCUCUUUCUGUCUCUUUCUCUUUCUGUCUCUUUCUCUCUCUCUGUCUAUUUCUCUCUGUCUGUCUUUCUCUCUCUCUCUCUUUCUCUAUGUGUGGGAUAAUCUUUGCUGCAUUUCUCUCUCUCUUUCUUUUCUCCCAUUCUCCAUCCCUUUUUACACCAUUGUCUUUUUCUCGCACAUUCUGUCCUUUUUCUUUUCUGCACUUUACCUCCCCUCUUCACAUCUUUCUUUUGCCUCCUCCUCUUGUAUUUCUCCUCUUACAUUCCCCCUCCCACUCUUUUCUGUUUCCUCACAUCUUUCUAGUUCACAUUUUAACCUUUCUUGCACUACUCCCUUUCUCUUUUCUUCCACCCUUCCUUUUCACACUCUCUUUCUUUUCUUCCACCCUUCCUUUUCACACUCUCUUUUCUUCCUCCCUCCUUUUCCCACUCUUUCUUUUCUUCCUCCCUCCUUUUCCUACUCUUUCUUUUCUUCCUCCCUCCUUUUCCUACUCUUUUUUUCUUUUCUUCCUCUCUCCUUUUCCCUACUCUUUUUUUUUCUUCCUCCUCCUUUUCCUACUCUUUUUCUUCCUCCUCCUUUUCCUACUCUUUUUCUUCCUCCUCCUUUUUCUUCCUACUCUUUUUUUCCUUCCUCCUCCUUUUCCUACUCUUUUUUUCUUCCUCCCUCCUUUUUCCUACUCUUUUUUUUUUCUUCCUCCCUCCUUUUCCUACUCUUUCUUUUCUUCCUCCCUCCUUUUCCUACUCUUUCUUUUCUUCCUCCCUCCUUUUCCUACUCUUUCUUUUCUUCCUCCCUCCUUUUCCUACUCUUUCUUUUCUUCCUCCCUCCUUUUCCUACUCUUUCUUUUCUUCCUCCCUCCUUUUCCUACUCUUUUCUUUUUCUUCCUCCCUCCUUUUCCCUACUCUUUCUUUUCUUCCUCCCUCCUUUUCCUACUCUUUCUUUUCUUCCUCCCUCCUUUUCCUACUCUUUUCUUUUCUUCCUCCCUCCUUUUCCUCCUCUUUCUUUUCUUCCUCCCUCCUUUUCCUACUCUUUUCUUUUCUUCCUCCCUCCUUUUCCUACUCUUUUCUUUCUUCCUCCCUCCUUUUCCUACUCUUUCUUUUCUUCCUCCCUCCUUUUCCUACUCUUUCUUUUCUUCCUCCCUCCUUCCUUUUCUCUCUCCAUCCUCUCUCUUUUGCACUCCUACUUUUUUCCUCUCUCUCUCCAUCUUAAUCAUUUCUUUUUUUCAUUAG
Messenger RNA from Acanthosepion pharaonis, 2508 nucleotides. NCBI's taxonomy places the organism in Eukaryota, Metazoa, Mollusca, Cephalopoda, Sepiida, Sepiidae. The record is from the annotation of a GenBank genome assembly.